Microplitis demolitor is the source of this 4431-nucleotide messenger RNA. It is a transcript of the gene raptor, whose product is annotated as regulatory-associated protein of mTOR. The record is from RefSeq and is a predicted model, not a curated record. Bases 479 to 4366 code for a protein of 1295 amino acids. The transcript is spliced from 9 exons. Gene Ontology annotation, cellular component: TORC1 complex; cytoplasm. Gene Ontology annotation, molecular function: protein binding; protein-macromolecule adaptor activity. Lineage: Eukaryota; Metazoa; Arthropoda; Insecta; Hymenoptera; Braconidae. Gene Ontology annotation, biological process: cellular response to starvation; regulation of autophagy; cellular response to amino acid stimulus.
CAUAAGUCCAGUAUUGAAGUAAAAAAAAAAGGUGUUGAAAUAUUUAACAUGUAUUGUAUAUAGAUAAAUAAACGUUGAUUGCUCAGUUGAUAAUGCAGUAAGUUUAGAAACAUGGCGAUGGCGAUCUGUGAUGAUACUCCAAGAAUUACUAACACGAGUGAUGCAUAGUUUUGUUCUAUUGUUUAAAAAAAUAUCAAGUGUUUAAAAAAUAAUAAUAAAUAAUUCCAAAUGUUACGACGUCGCAAAAUAAACUAUAAAUUUAUUCGCAGGACAAUGCGAAGGUGAGUUUUUUUUCGUGGGUGUGUUAUCUAUAUAUAUUUACAUAUAUAUAAUAGUGAUCCAGUUAGAAAAAAAAUAAAUUGCUGCUGCUAAAUUGCUGGUUAUAAUAAAUAAAUAACGUAUUUAUAAAUAAUAACAUGUUAAAUUAUAAGUAAAUAAAUUCAAAUAAUUGCGCAAACAAUAAAAAAAAAAACCAACAAUGUCACUGGUUGCAAUAAAACAAUCACGUCAGGGUAAUGGACACGACGACGAUGAUGAUGAUAAUCAUGAUGUGGAGCGUCGUGAAGAAAAAGAAGAUUGGGAAUUACCACUUGCUUUUAAUAAACCGAGACAUACUGCGACUAUUGAGGGUAUCAAUUGUAUAACACAAUUUUGGAGAUUAAAAGAACGGAUGAAAACAGUGAGCGUAGCUCUGGUUCUCUGUUUGAAUGUGGGCGUUGAUCCUCCAGAUAUUGUCAAGACUCAGCCUUGUGCACGACUAGAGUGUUGGAUUGACCCGCUGUCAGUGAGUCCGCAAAAAGCGUUAGAAACAAUAGGAAGUAAUUUACAAAAACAAUACGAGCGAUGGCAGCCACGUGCUCGGUACAAGCAGAGUCUAGACCCGACAGUAGAGGAGGUCAAGAAAUUAUGCACGUCUUUGCGUAGAAAUGCCAAAGAAGAGCGAGUGUUGUUUCAUUACAAUGGCCAUGGAGUCCCAAAGCCAACAAGUAAUGGCGAAAUUUGGGUUUUCAAUCGAACGUAUACGCAGUACAUUCCAUUAUCUGUUUACGAUUUGCAAACUUGGAUGGGCGCACCGAGUAUUUAUGUAUAUGAUUGCUCCAAUGCUGGUAUUAUUGUUGAUUCAUUUCAACAGUUUGCUGAACAGCAUGAAAAAGAGUACGAGAUUGAAAAACAAAAUCGUGCUGCUGGUGUCGCUGGUAUUCAAAUGCCAUCAUAUAAAAAUUGUAUCCAAUUAGCCGCUUGUGCGGCCAAUCAAAUAUUACCAAUGAAUCCGGAUUUGCCGGCUGAUGUUUUUACCUCUUGCUUGACUACUCCAAUAAAAAUAGCUUUACGUUGGUUUGUUAUGCAGAAUACUUCUAAGUUAGUUCCUAAGAUUUCAUUGGACCUUAUUGAUAAGAUUCCUGGACAAUUGACUGAUCGACGAACUAUGCUUGGAGAAUUAAAUUGGAUAUUUACAGCAAUCACAGACACUAUCGCGUGGAAUACAUUACCCCGUGAUUUAUUUCAACGUUUAUUUAGACAAGAUUUACUAGUAGCUAGCUUAUUCAGAAAUUUUUUACUUGCUGAACGAAUACUGCGUUCUUACGAUUGUACACCAGUAUCUUGCCCCAGACUACCGCCUACUUAUCAACAUCCAAUGUGGCAGGCAUGGGAUUUAGCGCUUGAUUUAUGCUUAUCACAAUUGCCAUUAAUAUUAGAGUCCGAAGAUCAAUUUGUACAUUCGCCAUUCUUCGAGGAACAAUUAACAGCAUUUCAAGUAUGGUUAACACUCGGGUCUAAGAAUCGUGAUCCGCCUGAGCAGUUACCAAUUGUCUUACAAGUUUUAUUGAGUCAAGUUCAUCGACUUCGUGCUUUAGAACUGCUUGGAAAAUUUCUAGAUCUCGGUCCAUGGGCUGUCAACUUAGCACUGAGCGUUGGAAUAUUUCCUUAUGUUUUAAAAUUAUUGCAGAGCAGUGCUAGAGAACUACGGCCACUUUUGGUAUUUAUUUGGGCUAAAAUUCUCGCAGUGGACAGCUCGUGUCAAGCUGAUUUGGUGCGCGAUGGUGGGCACAAGUACUUUUUGUCUGUAUUACAAGAUACGUCAAUGGCAAGUGAACAUCGUACUCUAGCUACAUUUGUGCUGGCUAGUAUCGUAAAUAAUUACCCACUUGGACAAGAAGCAGCUCUCCAAGGUAGUCUAGUGUCCAUUUGUCUUGAACAAUUAAACGAUUCAAAUCCUUUACUGAGACAAUGGCUUUGUCUUUGCCUCGGCAGAAUUUGGCAUAAUUACGAGAAGGCUCGAUGGUGUGGAGUUCGUGAUACUGCUCAUGAAAAAUUAUCUAUACUGCUUCAAGAUCCGAUACCGGAAGUAAGAACUGCUAGUGUUUAUGCUCUCGGUACUUUUGUCAAUAGUGUUACUAAACGCAGUGAACAUGCGAAUAAUAUUGAUCAGAUAAUAGCAAUGACACUUAUAAAUAAUGUCACGCACGACAUGUCGCCAUUAGUGAGAAAGGAAUUAGUCGUUGCAUUACAAUGGAUGGUACAACAUUUUGAAAACUCAUUUGUAACAUUGGCUGUUGCUGAAGAAAACUCACGCCGAGAUCUUGUGGUCGAAACAUUUUCACCGUUCAGCGGAAUGAGACGAAUUGGAUCAAGAGAUCGGUUAAAAAUGUUGCCGCCAAAUAAUUCACACUCAUCGGACACCGGGAUUGAAAGUUUGGGUUCUGAUCGGAUUAAAAGAGUCUCCUCAUCAUCGUCAAUCAGCAGUUUAGGAAAUAAUUGGGAAUUCGUAAGGAAGCCUUGCGAGUCUCUGGGUCACAGUUCACUGGGUAAUUUACCGAGUCUUUCAUACGGAAGUGUCUACAUGAAAUUAUGGCACGGACUCGCUGCUUUGGACAAUGACCCUCAUCCAGGUGUCGCGGGAAUGUCGCUAAAAGUAACAACUCAUAUACGUAAUCAAGUGAAGGAGUCAUCAGCGCCGAAAGAAGUGUCGGAAACUAAAAUAGCUUCAUCACUGUCACUUCCACCAUCGCCGUCAAAUCGCACAAGUUACCUCAAUAAAGACUCUCCGCCUACGACAAACUCGACGUCUGAUUUAUUACGAUCGUCACGUGUACCUGUCUAUGGAAAUCGUAUCAGAAAACCAAUUCCAAAUACAAUAUCCGAGGAGACAGAUGAAAUAAUUGGCUUACGUAAGCCACUCACGAGCUCACAAUUUGUUGAAUGGAGCUGCGCUCAAUUUGCUCAGCCAGUGAGUUUUGACAGCGUGACAGAAUCAACAAGUGAUAUGGAGAGCCGAGCGCACUAUGAACGCGAAUGGAGAUAUUUACGUAACUCAAGACAGCGACGUGACGCGCGUGAAGAGUAUCAGAAAACACACGCAUCGAGAAUUGAAUCCCAGAUAUUUCACAGUCGCUGUCCACAACAACCUGACGCUGUCAUGCUUCAUCCAUUCGAUUCGCACGUGGUCGUGGCGUGUAAAGACAGUUUUGGAAUAUGGGACUGGCAUUCGGGUACUAAGUUGACUUAUCAUACGUCUCGAAAUAGCAAGACGUCUGCUAAAAUUACCACACUGGAGUUUAUCAACUCCCACGACGUUUCAUUUUUGAUGACCGGGUCAGACGAUGGCGCGGUGCGAGUUUGGAAAAAUUAUUGCAACUUAUUAGGCCGUGAACCCACGUUACUGACCGCUUGGCAAGCGUUAGCAGACGUUCAACCGGCAACGAAAGCUUCUGUAGCUUCUGCAGGACUGGUCACUAGUUGGGAGCAACGAUCUUUGACGUUAGCAGCCUCUGGAGAUGUAAGAGUUGUCAGACUUUGGGAUGCCGAAACGGAAUUGAAGAAACAGGACUUGCCUACCGGUGCUGACUGUUGCGUCACGUGUUUAGAUACCGACGGAACAGGUUCAAUGAUGGUCCUUGGCUGUGGCGACGGUUCAGUCCGACUGUUUGAUCGCCGAUUACCACCCGCUGAAGCGAGAAUAAUGACCUGGCGUGAACACAAUGCCUGGGUUCUUGGUGCUUAUUUACUUAAAUCCAACGGCUUACAGACAGACCGUUUGAUUACUGGUUCAUCCAGUGGCGACGUUAGAAUAUUUGAUCUCAGAAAAAAUUCAUCUAUAAAUGUUAUACAAACUACUCAAGGUCUUACAGCAUUUACUGUUCACCCAGUCGCUAAUCUUUUUGCAUGUGGAUCUAUGCAUCACUGCAUCAGUAUAUACAAUACAACGACAAACCAUCUCGUGAAUACAAUAAAAUUCCACGAAGGAUUUAUGAGUACACGAAUAAGUCCUGUGAGCUGCUUAAAUUUCCAUCCGUACCGGGUGAUCCUUGCUGCUGGAUGUAUUGACAAUUCUAUAACUGCUUAUGCUGCUGAACCUCGUAGAUGACUGUCGGAGAUUGAAUCCACUCACAGCGCGUACGUUCUUUAAUACCAAAAAAAAAAAAAAAAGAA